UUGAUGCUCGAAGGCCUUGCGGUAUUUAUCGCCAAUGGCAACGGCCACCUGGGGACAAUCUGCGACGUAGCCACUUAUUCCAUCUUUCUCUUUCAUCUUCGACCCAAUCCUCACCGCUAGCUACCGAAGCCUCUACACAGUACAACUACCUACUCGCAUUCAAAUCACCAUGGCAGCCCCUGCAAACAAGACGCUCAAUGACCUCAAUGGCGCCUGGGUCAUGAACAAGACGCUCUCGGGCGACAGCGACGCCGUCCUAGCACUGCAAGGUGUCGGCUGGUUGACACGCACAGCAAUUGGCCUGGCGACCAUCACGUUGCACCUGAAGCAAUACAAGGACGACGCGGGCACCGAGCGCAUCGACAUCGACCAGACACUGACGGGCGGCAUCCGCGGCACGCGUGAGGAGCGCGCCCUCAACUGGCAGUGGCGCGAGCACAGCGACCAGAUCUUCGGCCACGUGCGCGGCCGCUCUCGCCGCGUCGCCAUUGGCGCUCUGUCCGGCGAGGAGAAGAACGCCAUCACCGACGAGGACAUCGCUUUCAUGCGCGAUGGCUGGAGCGAGGACAUUGUGCAGGGCGGCGAGCUGAUCGAGACAUACGUCACGAGCCUUGACAAUGGAUGGACGGCCUGGCAGACGUGGGGUUUCGAGGUCGUCGAGGGACAGCGGAGGCACGCGAGACACGUCGUUGUGAAGGACAAGGACGUGCAGAAGGUGCUGAGGAUCAAGCUGAUUUACGACUGGGUGGAACACCAGUAGAAGACUUGCCGCUGGAAACAUCAUUAGGACGAGCACGUGCCAGUUGUUUGCGGCACUGGCGACUUAAUCCGGAGGACACUGGGAAUGGCAUUACACGAUACCUAGACGAAACGACAACUACACAUACCUAAUAUAUUCGAUUACAAAGG
Messenger RNA from Aplosporella prunicola CBS 121167, 909 nucleotides. RefSeq lists its product as uncharacterized. The record is from RefSeq and is a predicted model, not a curated record. Bases 170 to 760 code for a protein of 196 amino acids. Lineage: Eukaryota; Fungi; Ascomycota; Dothideomycetes; Botryosphaeriales; Aplosporellaceae. The transcript has 3 exons.